CUACGACUUCUCCGGGUCCUUUUAGGGGAUGAAGAAAGAUGGCGGCGUCCAUGCUGUGCAGGAGGGCAGUGGUGUUGUGUAGGACUUUUAAGGGAGUUUCAUCUUCUAAAACUGCGAACUCUCAAUAUGGGCUUCUAUUGCAGACAGCGUCUUAUAACCCCAGACCCUUAAAAUUAAACCUCCAUGAGCCGUAUAUCCCAGAUAAAGACAAUGCGAAAACGCCGGACUGGCAGAAGACGGCCCGAUAUGACGGGAAACUGUACGGUCGCUACGGCUCAGCGUCAGGUGUCGACCCCGCGUCGCUGUGGCCGAGCCACGAGCAGCUGGACAAGAUCAUCGCAGAGGAGAACGAGUGGCACCCUCCGUUAGAGGUGUUGCUGAAGAACAUUGAGGCCAAGGAGAAGGAAGAAACCGAAAAACGGCUGGCGAAAGAGAGACUCAUAGCAGCAAACAUGGCCAAAAUGCCAAAGAUGAUAGCUGACUGGCGCAGAGAAAAGCGUGAAACCAAACAGAAGCAAAAGGAGGAGAAGGCUCGCCGAACAACGUUGCUGGCUCAGGCCAGAGAGCGUUUUGGCUACGCAGUGGACCCCCGCAGUCCCAAGUUCUUGGAAAUGGUUGCUGAGAUAGAAAAGGAAGAGAAGAAGAAGAAGAAACUAAUGAAACGCAGACUGAAAGAAGAGCACGCGGCAGCUCCUGUCACACCGCCUGCUGCCUCCUCAUAGUCUUGGACUGAGUCAUUUUAGGAAUAAAUAACUGUUGGGCCUUGGUCUAAUUGUGUUUAAUGAGACGGAAAGUGUACUGCAUAACACAGUUCAGUGGGACAGUUGUUUAAGAGUAUCUGAAGAACAGGUUGGUCUUUGUUUUGUGUCAGUACAGAUGCUGUCAGACAUCUGUAAUGACCUGGAUCAAAGAAAACCACUUCCAUGCUUUUUUUGCUCUGUAACAAAAAAAGAAGUUUAUCCAUUGUUGCUUGCCCUCUUUCUUUUGUAUAUUUAAUUUUUUUCAUGACCUAUGUAUUUAGCUGUCAUUGAAAUAAACAAAUCUGUCUAUUACAAGAUUACAAA
Messenger RNA from Lates calcarifer (barramundi perch), 1064 nucleotides. It is a transcript of the gene gadd45gip1, whose product is annotated as growth arrest and DNA-damage-inducible, gamma interacting protein 1. NCBI's taxonomy places the organism in Eukaryota, Metazoa, Chordata, Actinopteri, Centropomidae. Gene Ontology annotation, cellular component: nucleus. The transcript has 2 exons. The record is from RefSeq and is a predicted model, not a curated record. The coding region runs from base 39 to 722 and encodes 227 amino acids.